AUGUCAUCUGAACGACCCACGUCUCCAGAUGAAAACAUUCCUCUAACUCAAGGCGAAGUUUGAGCUUCUCGUACCCUCCAAGCCUAUUUUCAAUGUUUCAGCUGAAACGAACCAUCCUGGAAUCUCCAUUUUCCGCAGCGUCGCCAAGUUCAAGAAUCCACAUGAAAUUGGUAAUAUUCUUCUUCAUUUUUCGAGGAAAAUGUCUCGUUUCCAGCCAAGGCUCAGUUCGGGGACUCCACUGGGAAGACGAAGCGUGCCCUUCUAUAAAUCGAACCAGCAGGACCAGAACCUCGAAGAAACUUACAUCGGCGAUAUCACACAAGACCCCGUAAAAAAUUUUUUUUCUUUAGAAAAAUAGGUUAUAAAAAUUUUUUUCAGAAAGACGUUUCCGUGCAGGAGGAAACCCCGGAAAGUACAUUGACCGAUGAGACUGUGGUGAGCUUUUUAUUAUACUUUUUCGAAAAUGUGUUAUUUUUUUAGACUGAAGAAUUAAAGUCAGAUGCCGAAAAAACCGCAAUAGACGGCGAUUUCGAAAAUGAAAAUGAUCUCGAUGAGGUUUUUCAUUUUUCCUAUGUCAGAACUGAAGGAAUUUUCUCUUUUUGCAGGCGGUAACUCCGGAAAAUGAAUUCACAUGUGUUACGUCAAGGGAUUCAACGUUGGCUUUCUGAGGAAAAGGUGUCAAUUUUUUUCAAAGAUUAAAUUAGUAUUAAAAAGAAGGAAGAAUAUUUGAGACAUAAUGUCCUAAACGGUAUAUAUUUUUUUCAGCUUGAAUUUUUUUAAUAUCUGCUUAGAAUCUGCCCGAGAAAAUAAUAAAAAAAAGAAAUAUAAAUUUAGGCUACCGUAUCUUUUUUUUUUAAAGUUCCUACGCGAUUUUCAAAUCUGCAUUCUAAACAAGAGUGAAAAAAUUAAAAUUUUUUUUUUGAUAAUUUCUCAUCACUUUAGUUGAAAUUUGAAAAGAUCCUUUCAAAAAUGAAUAAUUGAGGUUGACGUGUGUUUGGCCGACGAACUCGGGCAGUUGGGCCUCGAGCCUCAGAUGCCGUUCAAAUGUUCAACCAAUCCGCCGUCUCCCAUAAACAGUUGCGAAGACGACGAUUUCCCGACCUUCAAAGUUUACAACAAAAAAAAAGUUUUCGAUAAAAUAUUUGUUUAAGCCUCUUCCGAAUUUCAACUACCAGUCUCCUGACGUGAAGUUGCCUCCAACCAUCAACGAAUCUGUGUACGUCAAAACUCGCCUUUCUUUUCAUUGAAAUUAUAUUUAUGAAAUUGAAUUAUGAAAUUAUUUUCAGUGCCGAUUUUAUGAUGGUGGAACAGGAAGUGCAUUUUAAGAUCAUUCAGGAUGAUUUACAGAACCGGAUAAGCGAAUUGGAGAAUGUCAAGGUACUGAGAAAACAUCGGACAGAAUAAUUAGUAGUUCUUCAGACGGAUCUCAUCAUGAAAGUCGAGGGCCGGGAGAUGGAAGUCGAGCUCCUUUUGAAGCAGAUCGAAGCCUUGCAAAAGAAGCUCAAGACUGUGACUAAUGAGAAGAACGCUUCCAUCGAGUCGUUGAAGCAGGAGAUCAGUCAAUUGAAAGAGGUUCGACUUUUUAUCAUGUAACUUCGGAUACAAGCAAAGAAGAACCUGAAAAGAAGAUUUUUUAAAAAAUGCUUUUGAAAAGCUUCGCAGGCUCCUUUUUUCUUAACCUUUCCAGUAGAGAAAAAAAAAGCGGAAAAUGGUGAAAAAAGGAAUUUCAGAGAAAAUUUUGACACUUUUAAGAAACUUGAAGAGAAUCUCUAAUUUCUUUUUUUUUUUUGAGGCCGUUCGGAUUUCGCCCGCGUAUCAAGUUUUCUAUCAUGAUAAACUAAAUUUACUUACUUUGAUACUUUGAUGGUCCAUCUUCGCUGAUGUUCUCAGCGUGGACCACACGUUCUCCAGGCGGCUCGGUCUUGCGCGACGGUCAUCCAGUGGCGGCCUGGCUGACUGAUGUUCUUGCGGAAGUAGUCCGUCCAUCUGGUCGGUGGGCGCCCGAGUGGGCGCUUGAUGUUUCUCGGAAUCCAGUGUGUUAAUCUCGUGGACCAGCGGUCGUCUUGUCUGCGGAUGACGUGGCCGCCCCAGCGAUGUUUCCCGCGUUGUAUGUGCUCUUCUAGAUCCCGGAUUUGGGAUAGUUGACGGAGGUCUGUGCUCCUCUGUUCUUUUUUCCACUGCUCGAAGCGAGUGGUGCCGAUGAGAGCACGUUCCAGUGCGCGGUAGGAAGUUCGUAGGGCGGUUGCAUUUUUCUUCGUGUCAGGCCAAACUUCGGUACCGUAGGAGAUGGCAGGGAUUAUCGACGCUUCGAGGCGCGUGACCGACGGGCGGAGGACUGGGGCCGUCUUGUUGAACGUGUUUUAGCUUUUUUGUGGUCUGGUUAUCCUCGUUGCCUUGCCAGGGCUAGGAGGACCGCCCAUUCUAUUAGCAUAAAGCAAGGCGAACUGCGUGACCGGUGUACCGUUAGCCGCCAUUUAUGACGUUGCCGCCAUAAAUGGUCGUUGAUCCCCAUCACCGCGGAGAGGUGGUACAUGAAGGAGUAAACUAAAUUUAGAUGUUUUAAAUGCUAACUUUUUUUUGAAAAAUUAUUCUAAAAGUCUCUGAUUUUUCUUCUGUUUUCUGAUGGCAGUUUUGACUGUAGCGGAAUUCUUAAAAAACUCAAAAUCAGAAAGUUUAAUCGUAUUUUUUCCAGAAUCUUGGCGCUCACGCGAAUGAUCAAGACGACGAGCUGGCCUUCCUCAAGGUGAGUUAUCUUUUUGAAUCUCCAAAAGAUGAACCGUGUUUCAGGAUCGCCUUGUUCAGACAAAAGAGGAGCUCCUUGGGCUCUCCGAAAAACUGAACGAACACGCCGAUUUCGAGCAGCAACUUGAAGUUUUUAAAGCGGAAUGUGAGACUCUGCGAGCCGAAGUAGCCGAUAGAGCUGUUCUCGAAGGACAGUUGGAGCGUCUGAAACAGCAGACUGAGGUCUCUGGCCAAACUGAAGGCUGUCUGGCGGAAGUGGAAGCGGAACGCGACGGACUCCGACGUGCCCUCGAAGCUCUGCCAGCGCAGCUCUUCGAAGUGCAAGCCCAAGCCGAAGAACUGAAACUCCGUCUCGAAGAGAAGGACGUCCUCAUCGGCGAGUACCAGGAGAAGAACACCUUGCUCGAGAUCAUCCACGCCGAGAUCAAAGAGUCCCAGGAGACGUCGCGCCGCAAGAACGAUGAGCUCGCCGCCAAACUCGAAGACUUCGAGAAGAACAAGAAAGUCCAAGAAGAACAGCUCCAAGCAAGAGAUCAUCUUCUGGAAGACCUCGAGACUCAGCUUGAAGAGUCCGAGGAAGCUCUUCGACGCUAUGCCGAGAAGAUGACUCUCCAGACCCUAGAAAACGAAGAACUUGGAAAGGAGAAGGACGCCUUUGUAGCUCAACACAAGGAGAAAGAAGACCAAAUCUCCAGACUUCAAGCUGAUCUCCAAAGAGCGGAAGAAACCCUCCGACGCCAAUCCGAGGAGGUUUCUGCAAGGCUGGAAGAAACGGAGCAACGCGUCCAAGAACAAGGCAGCCAACUGCUCACUGAACAAGUCCAAGCCAAGCAGAGGCUAAUCGAAGAACUGCAGUCUCAACUAGAGCAGUCCAACGAGGCCAACCGUCGCCAAACCGAAGAACAGACCGCAAAACUCGAAGACUUUGAGAAGAACCGACAGGCCGACUUGGAAAAACUUCAAGCCAAGGACAGCGAAAUCGAAGAAUCCAAGACAGCUCUACGCCUUCACGCUGAACAGUUUGCCGCCAAGCUGGAAGAAAACGAUAAAUUGGCCAGAGAGAAAGAUGCUUUAGCGGCUGAAAUUGAAGAAAAAGAACAACUUCUGCACAAAUUACAAGCCCAACUCCAACAAUUAGAAGAAGAUCUCCAACGCCAAGCCGAGGAAAUGUCUGCGAAGUUGGAGGAAAGCGAAAAGCGUGGUCAAGAAGAGUUGGGUCAGGUUCUCAGGGAGCAGAUUCAAGCCAAAGACAAGCAGUUGGAAGAGCUUCAGGCUCAGCUUCAAGAAUCGAAAGAGACUUUCCGUCGUCAGUCUGAGGAAAUGUUGGCGAAGCUUGAGGAUUCUGAGAAGAACCGGCAGUCCGAAGCAGAACAACUUCAGGCCAAGGAGAAGAUACUUGAAGACCUUCAGUCGAAGUUGGAAGAGUCGAGAGAAGAGCUCCGUCUCCGUGUCGAAGAAAUGAACGGCAGACUGGAGGAGAGCGAGAAACUCGUCUUAGAGAAGGAAGCCUCUGAGGCGGAGAUUCAACAAAAGCAAGAUAUACUCGCCCGGCUCCAAGCCGAACUUCAACAAUCGGAAGAAGCUCUACGAAGACAAGCCGAGGAGAUGGCUGCCAAGUUGGAGGAGAGCGAGAGACAAAUGCGCGCUGAGUUUGAAGCUUCUGAACAGCGCCACGCCGACGUUUUGGUCGAGGUCGAAACUUUGAGGGAUUCCCAGACCGCCAAUGCAGCUCUUCAAGAAGAACUGCUAUCGUUGAAGGCGGUUUUAGCUUCUUACGAGGCUCGUUUCUUUUUUUUCCUUGGAAAAUUGAAGGUUUUGUGGUAGUUAUCAAGGCCUCCUUGAAUCAUGUACGAGAUUGAGGAUCAAAAAUUUUUUCGAGAAUUUGGCAAUUGAAUUGGAAUUUUUUAAAGUAAUAGUUCUCCUUUUUACUCAAAAUUUUUAUAAUUUUGGGAAAUUUUUAUAUCUUUUGAAAUUUAACCUUGGAGCACACUUCAACAGCAUUUAUAGACACAUCUUACAUGCUCUCUUUUCAGGAGAAAGAAGCAGAAAACUUUGAUCUUCUGGCAAAGUUCGAAGUCUCAAAGGCUCACUGUGAGAGUCUACAAGAAGAGGUGGAGCAAAAAAAGACGGAGAACGACUCUCUGAAACAACAAGUGGAGGUGUUGACCGAGGAUCGCCGCGAGCUGGAGCAGUUGAGAUUGCGAUGCGUCCAGUUUGAUGCGGAAGAAGCGGAGAGAAGGGUGAUUCUUGGGAAAAUUAAAAACCAAAACUCUCAUUUCAACUCAGAAGUAUUUAUUUAGAAAAAAAUUAGCUCUUCAGAUAAAUUUUCUUGGGUUUAUCUUUCAAACAGCGAUUUUCAGGAUCAGCACUUGUGCCUUGAAUCUUCAAGAAAACAAAUCGACAAUCUCUUGGCCAACAACGAACUUCUCCAGAAUCAGUGCGAUCGCUAUCGUUCCCAGGAAGAAGAGCUCCUCGGUCAGUGCGAAGAACUCCGCUCCGAGUCUGCGAAAGUCAAAGCCGAACUGGAAGUCCUCCGGGAGACGCAAAAGGAGAAGAUUGGACUUGAAGCCGACGUCGAACAGCUCAGAUCGGAAGCCAUCAAGAACGUGGACCGCCUCAAGGAGCUGGAGCAGGUCGUUCAGUCGACUGUUACGGCCUCCGAAGAGAUGCGACUGCAAAAGGAGAAGCUCGUGGCCGACAACCAAGCCCUACAAGAAGAGCUGACGGCGACUCGAGAAGCGGCGACGGAAGUCGAGAAUCUGCGACUGAGGACGUCGCUCCUGGAGGAAGCCUCGAUGGAGUGCGAUCGACUGCGGAUGGCCGAAGAAGAUGCCCAGAAGAAACUGGCCGACGUCGAGGCUCGACUCGCCGAAAAGGAAGGCGCCAUCCUUUCCCUGGGAGAGAUGUACACGGAGAAGGUAUGGCUAUACGGUAGCAUGACAGAAGCGUUGCAAAGCAAUGUUUUGAUAAAUAACCUUCAUUAAUAGCGUGCCCAUGAAAAAACUCCUCCACUAUUUUUUUUUAGAAAAAUGUCUAUUUUUGACAUUUUUUUUUUUCUGAUUUCUUUAUAAGAGAAAUAUUAGAAUCAGCGGAUGUGUGUGGAGAAAAUUUGAAAAAAGGGGUGAGCUUGAAUUUUUCAAAAGUAACCCAGAGUUGAAAGGGGUUGGGAAUGUGGUGAUGUCUUGAAAAUUGGCCAAAAUUUUCGGAAUUCGCUCAAAAAAAGACAAAGUUGAACAGUUUUAUCGAAAAAUCUCAAGUAACUUUCAAAUUUUCUCACGUUUUCUGAUGUCGGGUCAAAACCUCUACAAAAAAAAAGAUGAAUUCGCGAUUUUGGAACAAUUCAAGAGACUCAUAAUUUUGCAGCUGGAAGCCUUGGCUCUGGAACACUCGAGCAAGUCGGACGAACAAGCAAAAAGAAUGCAAGAAAUGGAAUCGAGACUGUCCGGGAUGAUCCUCUCUCUGAGCGAGAAAUCUUCGGCGACGACGUCUUCUGAAGCCUCGAAAGUUGAAAUUCAAGAUUUGAAGGUUCUCUAUUCUAGUUUUACCCAAGAAAGUCCAAUUUUCAGAAUCAGGUGGCGGCGAUUGAACUGGCCUUGAGGGAGAAAACGGCCGAGAACGAUCGUCUCAAAAUUGUUUUCUCCAUAUUUUUUAAAAUAUAUUUUUAACUUGAUUUUCCCAGGAACUCGAGGAAAUCAAGGGACAACUCCAAAAUGCGAAACAGGCGGAGCAAACGGCCUGCGAUUUGUGUGCAAAUAAAGACUCGACGGUUAGAUUUUAACUUUGAGAAGGAAAAAAAGGGCCAAACUUUUGGUCAAGAAAGUAAACCCCGUUUUUCUUGACUUGAAACUGCUGGUUUUCCUUCUUUUUUUUCUCUGCCUCUCCUCGUCUCUCGGCGACCCUCUCAUGUUGACCUACUGUUUUCACGUUUCUCUGACCUUGGUGAUGGAACAGGGAGACGCAGACAGACAGAUAUUUUCAAGUCAUGGCGAACGGGCUAUGAAAAAUUUAAAAAAAAACUUUUGAUGAGAAAUUCCUGUUCAAACUUGGAACCCAAGACCGCACAGAGAAUGGCUCGGUGCCUAACGGUCGUUUCGAAGCGCGCCAGACCGGAAAUGACUUGCGCUUGAUUGCUUAGCAACUUUUUUUUUUGCACGAGCCAUUUCAAUUGCGUUUUUUGACGAAGUCCUCAAUGAAAUCACAUUUUUAGAUCCAAAAUCUGGAAAAAACGGUCGCCGAGAAGGAUGUCAAACUCGAAGAAGCGUACAAGGUGAGGAAAAAAGAUCUUCUCGGAAUUUCAUAACAACUUUUGAAGUUUUAUUGACCCGAAAAGGGAUUAUGCACAUAUUUUCGAAAAAAAUAAAAAAACGUUUGAAAUUAAUUUUUGUCGGGUUUUUUUCAUUUAUUUUUUUCACUGUUUUUUUUUAUCAAGAACUUAACUUUCUCAUUAAAAGCUUAAUAAAAACUUUUGCCAUACCUCGAGAAAUUAAUUCAUGAAUUCAUCGGAGAGGAGAAGGGACCCAUAAAAAUGAGGAAAUAUCAGUUUGUGUGAAAAAUAAUAUCGAAAUUCUGAUUUUAAAAACAUUUAUAAAUUUGAUAUUUUUAUAGAUGUGCGACGAGUUUGACGAUAUCGAACAGAAGUACGUCACGGAGCAGUACAACCUGAAGAAGAAGAUCCAAGAGUUGCAGACGGAAAAGGUGCAGAAGAAGGAAGUUCAUCUUCUGGACGCCUUGGUUGAAGGGUUUUUCCGUAAAUCAUGAGAAAAACCGCACGUUUUUGCUUUUUUCAGAGUGACCCCGCUGAGCCGCGAAUCUUCGAUGGCCGGUCCGCCGCCGGAAUCUCAGAAAGACGAAGAAUUCGAAGACGCCGAGGAAACUUUGCAGGCCCCCGAGAAGCCUGUCGACUCUCCAAUGAGAGACUUUGUGAGACUUUUAGAAUAAGAGAUACUCUCCACGACUCUAUGUAUUGUCUGGGCUCUCUUUUCUCUAACGAGCCAAAAAAAAUGGAAGCUAUUAAGAGAUACUUGAAAGAUAAUGAACUGAAAUAUUAGCAAAAAGCCAGCCUCGUUUCUCUGGCUUCUCUCCGAGUCAUCUUUGAUCUCUCGUUAUGGAUCAAAUCACUUUUGUAUGGGUUCUAGCCGACUUCAAUUUUAAUAUUUUUAUUCAAAUCACUUCUAGCGAUUAUCACUCGUUUUGAGCUUGGGAAUAGAAGCCAAAUCGACUGUUUCAGAAAAUUUAAAGCUCUAUUGUGCUUCGUUCAUCAUUAGCUUGGGGCAAAAAAGACAUUUUAACAUAUUUCCCGCUUUUUUUCUUAUCUAUGCAAAUUUUCUUAAGCCAUCGGUUGCCAAAAAAAAAAAACAAUGAAAAUCAACUUUUGUGCUAUCUUUGUCUAUGGAGCAUUUUUGAAACGUUUCUGGAGAGCCCUGUUUUUGAGACACUGGUUUCCGUAUAUUUUGAAAAAUGCUCAAAUUUUUCCAAUAACUUCAGCCACCGCCUCUUUAAAAAUGCACUUCUUAAAACGAGUUUUUCAUGCCUGUUCCACCAAUACUCAGAUAGUAUAAAAUCGUCUUGCGUCUUUUUCGAAAUUUAGAUCCAAGUGAACUGGUUAGGGUUCGUACUUCAAUAAGUUUAUUACUGUUACGGUUUUCAUCGACCUUUUGUUCCAGAAGAAGUCGCCUACUCGGUCGGAAGGCGACAAGUCCUUGCUGUCGCGUCUCAACAAGACGGUCGGCACCCCGAACAAGGCGGCCAACGACUCGCGCUGCACUCAGCAAUAG
This is a messenger RNA of Caenorhabditis auriculariae, 8516 nucleotides long. NCBI's taxonomy places the organism in Eukaryota, Metazoa, Nematoda, Chromadorea, Rhabditida, Rhabditidae. The record is from the annotation of a GenBank genome assembly.